AUGGACAGCUUUACAUGGACGUUUCGGUGUCAAAAAGAUCUGAAGCUCCAAAAGAAAUCUGGAAAAAGGUAUGACAAUUUCAUAAUGAAUCGAUCACUGCGCAAAUCAUCAUCAUCAUCACCGCCAAGACUUCUAUACAUCACAAUCCUCAUACUCUUCUUGACAUGUUUGUAUGGAAUCAUCACAAACCUCCAAACCGUAACCUAUCUCUUCCGUCCUCUCUGGGACAAACCUCCCCCGCCGUUCAAACGAAUCCCUCACUACUACGCCGAGAACGUCUCCAUGCCACACCUCUGCCAGCUCCACGGCUGGACACCUCGCUCCCAACCUAGACGAGUCUUCGACGCCAUCAUCUUCAGCAACGAGCUCGACCUCCUCGAGCUCCGAUGGCACGAGCUUGGACCUUACGUCACCAAAUUCGUCAUCUUGGAAUCCAAAACCACCUUCACUGGGAUCCCGAAACCGCUCUUCUUCGAAUCAAACAAGGAGAGAUUCGCAUUCGCAAAGGACAAGACUGUACACAGAGUCUUCCCUGGGAAGAAGCGUUCUCAGGGUAAGCAACAAGAAGACCCUUUCGUGCUGGAGGGGCAACAGAGAGUUGCGAUGAACUCGUUGCUUAAAGACGCAGGGAUCUCCGACGGUGACGCGCUGAUUAUGUCAGACGCAGACGAGAUCCCGAGCCCUCACACGGUGAAGAUCCUACAGUGGUGCGACGGAUUGCCGAGUAAAAUGCAUUUGGAGAUGAGAGAUUACAGAUACUCCUUCGAGUUCCCUGUUGAUUACUCUAGCUGGAGAGCUUCUGUGCAUAUCUACAGCAGGAAAUGGACUCAGUACCGUCACUCUCGGCAGACGGAUUUGAUAUUAUCCGACGCCGGUUGGCAUUGCAGCUUUUGUUUCCGGCGACUUAGUGAGUUCGUUUUGAAGAUGAAGGGUUAUAGCCAUGCGGAUAGAGUGAGGCGCAAGGAGUUUCUGGAUCAUGGGAGGAUACAGAAACAUAUAUGUAAAGGUUCUGAUCUCUUUGACAUGCUUCCUGAAGAGUACAGUUUUAAAGAUUUGAUUAGCAAGAUCGGACCUAUUCCUCCUUCUGCUUCUGCUGUGAAUCUGCCUGCGUUUUUGAUUCAGAACGCUGAUCGGUUUCGGUUUCUUCUUCCCGGAGGUUGUCUCCGAGAGCCCUAA
Molecule: messenger RNA, 1176 nt
Organism: Microthlaspi erraticum
Lineage: Eukaryota; Viridiplantae; Streptophyta; Magnoliopsida; Brassicales; Brassicaceae
Source: the annotation of a GenBank genome assembly